Messenger RNA from Nyctereutes procyonoides (raccoon dog), 5286 nucleotides. Its product is annotated as translational activator of cytochrome c oxidase 1. Bases 211 to 1107 code for a protein of 298 amino acids. Lineage: Eukaryota; Metazoa; Chordata; Mammalia; Carnivora; Canidae. The record is from RefSeq and is a predicted model, not a curated record. Gene Ontology annotation, cellular component: mitochondrion. The transcript has 5 exons.
GGCACCCAACCCCGGCUUCCGGGGAUGGGAGCGGGUGGUUCGCGUUCCGCCCCGGGCCGGCCUGAGCCCCGAGGUCUCUGGUGACGGGUGGACGCGGGUGGAGGCGGCUUCAGGCUCAGGACCUGCUUGCUCCCGCCACGGACGCCACGGGCUGACCUUGGCCGCCGCUCAUUGGCUGCUCUUGCUGACCUUGGUCCAAGGUCGGGGUCGAUGGCAGCUUGGGCCGCCUCGAGCCUGAGCAGGGUCGCUGCCGGGUGCCUGCGGGGGGCGCGAGGCCCCGGGGUCCGGGCGGCUCUUCCUCCCACCCUCGCGGCCUCCCAGCCUGAGCCCACGGGCCGCACCCCCGUUCCGGGCAGGACGCUGCACCUGACCGCGGCGGUCCCCGCCGGGCACAACAAGUGGUCCAAAGUCCGGCAUAUCAAGGGUCCCAAGGAUGCCGAAAGGAGUCGCAUCUUCUCCAAGCUCUGUUUGAGCAUCCGCCUGGCAGUUAAAGAAGGAGGCCCCAACCCUGAGCUCAAUAGCAGUCUGGCCAACAUCUUAGAGGUGUGUCGCAGCAAGCACAUGCCCAAGUCAACGAUUGAAGCAUCGCUUAAAAUGAGGAAAGCCAAGGAUGUUUAUUUGCUGUAUGAGGGCCGAGGCCCUGGUGGCUCUUCUCUGCUCAUUGAGGCAUUAUCUAACAGUGGCUCCAAAUGUUAUUCAGACAUCAGACAUAUCCUGAACAAGAAUGGGGGAAUGAUGGCUGAUGGAGCUCGCCACUCUUUUGACAAAAAGGGGGUUAUCGUGGUUGGAGUGGAGGACAGAGAGAAAAAAGCUGUGAACCUAGAGCGUGCCCUGGAGCUGGCAAUUGAAGCAGGAGCUGAAGAUGUCAAGGAAACUGAAGAUGAAGAGGAAAAUAACGUUUUUAAAUUUAUAUGUGAUGCCUCUUCACUGCAUCAAGUGAGGAAGAAGUUGGACUCCCUGGGCUUGUGUUCUGUGUCCUGUUCACUAGAAUUCAUCCCCAACACAAAGGUGCAGCUGGCUGACGCUGACCUGGAGCAGGCCGCCCUUCUCAUCCAGGCUCUUGGCAACCAUGAAGAUGUGAUCCAGGUCUAUGACAACAUUGAGUAACCAGGCUCUCUGUGCCCCUGGGGUCCUUCCUAGGCAACCUGCAGCUCAUUCUGGAGCACAGGCUUCUGCAGCAACUCUGAGAUUGAAGCAGAUUGGAGGCCUAGCAGGUUAGGAGGCAUAAAAUAAAGACCUGGAGCUUUGUGGCCAAGGGAGUCACUGCAUCUCCAUGGGGCCUCUUUGUCAGCUCUGCUGGUGUCUUGCAGCCCUGUUGGAUGCGAAGUGGAGCCAACCAGCUAAUCAGAUUCUGAUCUUAGGAAGUUGGCCCUUGUGGGAAUGGCAGGUGCCCUGAAGGCCCUUGUACUAGAAACUGUUCUUAUAUAAUAUAACUGAUCUGGGUUGCUGAACUCAUAGUGUAUAGCUCUUGCAUUUUCCUGGGUUUUUGUCCAGCUAUUGAGACCCUCUUGACUUCCUUUGAAGUCUAUAGGUUUAGUUCCACUACUCCAGUCCCAGGACUUUUUUUUUUUUUUUUUUUUUAAUUGACCAGAGAAAUGUAGAUCUCUACAGGCACCACUCUGUGCUGGUCUGGUGGCCCAAAUCUGUCAUUUGUCAUGCAAAUAGUAUUUGUCAAACACCUAUAUACCAGGAACUGUAUUUAACAGGAGCACAAACUGUUCAGUUGGUACUCUGUGUUAGAUCCUGCUCUAAGACAUAGGACCUCUGAGGUCAGACACAGGACUGCUGUCUGCUGGAGCUAUCCUAGGGCAGCAGGAGCUAUACAUGCAUCCUUGUUAUUUUCGUGUGGUCUCUGUGCCCUCCUUCUGCCAAAGAGCUUAAGGCUCUAACUCAGUAGGAAAUCCAGUGCCAAUGGUAAGGGACUCCCAGGCCCUGCUUCAUCCAGACCCCCUUGUGUUCUGAGAUUGAUCAGAGCAGACCUUUCAGCAUAUUGGACUACUCUCAGGAGAGGCGAUGACAAGCUGGUUCUCAAAGCUACUUGGUUACCAGAAUGCCACUUGAGCUCCUUUUCAUCCCUGCUGGCAAAUGAUGGGGCACUGGCAACUGGAGAGGAAAUGAGAAUAGAAGGAAGGGUGAAGGACUGACUCAGAUCCUGGCAAGCUGGGAAAUAGGGCGCUUCAUACCUUUUCCCCUUAAGUGUCACUUUUGAGUUUAGAAAGACCAGGAGUGCCAAUCAGCUAUGCAGGAGCCCAUUAAAUAUGUCAGGCCUGGAAUGGCUUUUUGAUCCCUGUUAUUUACCUACUCAUAAGUUGUUUAAACCAUUUCUGAGAUCAGAAUAAUUUUCCUGAAGGAGCUUCAGGUAAAUGAGGAAAAGAACAAAAUCCAAAUUGGCUGGCUAUAAAUAAUAACUUCAGCUUCUAGGAAAAACCGGUUACUAAUUCCAUGAUGACUUUAACAGUUGGAGAGCAAAGGCUAAGGAAAGAAAAAAAACAAUGAAAUAAUCCAUGAAAAUGCCAAAGCAUAUCCUCUUACACCUCAUUUCAUAAUCAUGAUACUACCUGGCAUUCUUUAGUUUGUUUUGUUUUUUAAAAUUUAUUGUGUGUGUGUGUGUGUGUGUGUGUGUGUGUGUGUGUGUGUGAGGGAGGGAGGGAGAGGGAGAAUCCCAGGCAGGCUCCAUACUCAGUACACAGCCUGAUAACCGGGCUUAGUCUCAACCUGGAGAACAUGACCUGAGCCAAAAUCAAGAGCCAGACACUUUAACUGAGCCACUCAGGUGCCUCACAUUCUUUAGUUUUUAUAGGAGAUAACUCGUCAAAAUAUCUGAUGAGCACAUUCUUAAAAUAGUGCAAUUUAAAGUUUAAGUGCUGCUUUGUAAUUUAUAGAAUACUUUCUUAUGUUAUUUGAUUUUCACAGCACAACUAAAAUAAUCAGGCCAAUUAUUUUAUGCACAAAUGGUCACAUAGCAAGCAGGUGAGAAUAGGCCUAAUACUACAUCUUACAUUGAUCUUGGUUUAUAAAAAUAGCUGUUUUGUAAAUGUUGAUUAUAAUUAUGAUAUAAUUAGGAAGAAUCUCCUAAUUUCUGGUCUGAGAAAUCUGCACCAGGAGAGCCUACUGUGGAAGGGAACUUGGCUACUCAUGUACUCGUGAAUAGUCCUCUAAUAGAUAGGAUUUAAGGAUUUUUGUAACUAGUUUUCUUACAGCAGGGCUUUGGAUGGCUCUGCACUGACCCCUGGUGGUGCCCUGCAGUCUUUCCUGCAGCUAGCAUGGCAAAGGCAGAAAUGAAACCUUAUUUGGACCUGUACUGCCUCUAACUCUGCUAACGAGACCCUUAGCUACAUAGGUUAAAUAACUAUUUAACUGAAUAGUUACGCAGAGAGAAUAUGAGUUAUUCUGCCACUAAAAAUUAUUUUCUAAAAAAUAUUUUAUGUCAGAAAAUGUUUACAGUGUAAUGUUAAAUGGAAAACAAAGAUGUAAAACUCUGUAUAGUAUGAUUCAAAUUUUAAAAUAUAGUCAUACUUUAUGAACUUAAAAAGACUAGAAGGAAGUGUAUCAGAAUCUCAAAACUGGUUAUCUCUGGGUGGUGAUGUUGUCACUUUUCUACAAUCAUAUAUUUAAUCAGGGGAAACAUUUUUAAAAAAGAAAACAAGUCACAUUAUUGUCCAGCUAGGGAGACAGCAUGUGAGAGGCCAGGAGUCAGGCAUAGCUUAAAGUCAAAAGAAUGAGAUCUGGUCUUGGCUUGCCUUUGCCUUAUCUUUGGUCAUUGUCUUAGCAGACAGAAUCAUUCAAUGCCUUGCAGCUGGCUUCGGCUCACUUUCAAGUGACCUUUCCAUGGGAUGGAAGUAUUUGUGAUAGGUUCCAUCCAUAGCCUUGACUCUUAAAGGAAGCGUUCACGUGGUACCUAGCUGCCUUCCUUCUGCCAGAGGCCUCAGCCAACAGUGGAAAUUCAGCCAUAGGCUGAGUUACUCUUUUGGGGUUUUUUUCUGUUUUGUUUCUUUUGCUUUACUCUCUGAUACUUAGAGCACAAGAGUCAAUAAAACUUCACACUCGAAGAGACCCCAACUUGUAGACUUUUAUUUGAGUUGCUGGGGACACCUCUGGAACCCUUCUGAAGAGGAAAUAAAUGACCCAGUAGGUCUGGCCAGGGCAAGUGUUAGGAUAGAUACCACACUAGUUUUGACCCAAACCGCUUUCUUCCUUAUGCCCUCCCCAGACACUGAGGAGGAUAGUAGUUUUUACUUUUCCUCUUGUCUUUCUUUUGUCCGUGUGAAAGAGGUAACAACUGUGGUUUUUGAAUGAGUAAGUGAACCUCAACUGGAGGGAUUCCCUUCCUCCUAAGAUAUAACCACCAUUAACAAUCUACUCUGUAUUCUAUUCAUUGGAACCAAUCUACUGGGGAACAGAUUUCAACUCUUAAUUGCCAGAAACCUUGGACAAGAACUUAACCUCCUUGCACCUCUUUGUCUAUAAAAUUAGGAUAAUAGUACCUAUCUCAUAGGGCUGUUUUGAGAAUUAAGUACGUUAACCUAUGUUAAUCUCUUAAAAGAGUGCCUGGCAAUAGUAAGUGCUCAAUAAAUGUUGGCCUUUUUCCCUCCACUAAGUUUGAACAUUUUUUAAAAACUGAAAUGUGAUCACCCUGUACGUUUCUGCUUUAUGAGUUUUGGUUUUUUUCACUUCACAAUGUAUCCUGGAUGCUGCAAUGAACAUUACUUAUCUUUGCUCACUUGCAAAGUGUUCCUUAGGAUAAAUUUAAAGAAGUAGAAUUUAUAAAUGAAAAGCAAUUUUUUUCUCAAUUAGUUAAUGUCAGUAAUAUAUAAAAUAUCAUGGUUGUAAAAAUCUUCAGUGGUAUACAUAUCAUUCAUUAACAAUGCAGAUAAAAUAACUGGUUGAACUGGUGAUUGAAUAUAUUCUUUACCUCUGAAUUAAAGCAAUUGUCAUCAGGGGUGCUUGGGUGGCUCAAUUAGUUAAGUGUUUGCGUUCAGCUAUGGUCAUGAUCUCAGGGUCCUGGGAUCAAAUCCCACUUUGGGCUCCCUGAGUCUGCUUCUCCCUCUCCCUCUGUUCCUCCCCCUCCCGCCCCCCACCUCUGCCUGCCAUGCUCUCUUUCUCGUUGUCUCUCUUCUCUCAAGUAAAUAAAUAAAAUCUUUUUUUUUUUUAAGAAUUUUUUUUUGGCAGCCCAGGUGGCUCAGUGGUUUAGCGCUGCCUUCAGCCCAGGGCAUGAUCCUGGAGACCUGGGAUCAAGUCCCAUGUCGGGUUCCCUGCAUGGAGCCUGCUUCUCCCUCUGUCUGUGUC